Molecule: messenger RNA, 801 nt
Organism: Suillus plorans
Lineage: Eukaryota; Fungi; Basidiomycota; Agaricomycetes; Boletales; Suillaceae
Product: 60S ribosomal protein L30
Exons: 3
Coding region: 183-530 (115 amino acids)
Cellular component (GO): cytosolic large ribosomal subunit
Molecular function (GO): RNA binding; structural constituent of ribosome
Source: RefSeq, a predicted model, not a curated record
AUGUUCACUGCAGUUCUGUAAAAAUUGACCCCUCGAUUGGGGGUGGUUCUGUCGGAGUUGAACCCGUUUUGGCCAAAACUGUACAGUUCAUCCAUCAUUCUGAAAGUUAGAUUUUGUCAUAUCCACAAGCCGCUCGUCGUCAUCAAGCUCCUCAAGACUCCCCGACAUACCUAAAUCUACCAAUGGCCCCUUCCAAGAAGUCUAAGGCAACCAAGUCGUCCGAGUCCAUCUCGUCUCGUCUUGCGCUCGUCGUUAAGUCGGGGAAAUACACCCUUGGUUACAAGUCUGCCCUCAAGCAGAUGCGCAGCGGCAAAGCCAAGCUCGUUCUGAUUGCUGGCAACUGCCCACCACUACGCAAAUCUGAGCUCGAGUACUAUGCCAUGUUGUCAAAGACGACCGUGCACCACUUCUCUGGCACGAAUGUCGCACUUGGCACUGCCGCUGGAAAGCUUUUCCGUGUCGGCGUCAUGACUGUUACCGAUCCUGGAGACUCUGAUCUCCUCACCUUCGCAGAGGGAAACACUGCAUAGACCCAAAAUUGCAAUGAGACGUCGGAAGUAUAGGCUUAUGCUAUUAUAGCCAUACUUUGUGCAUCAGUAUGCUAGUAAUUAUGUUUACUACUUGUCGUUAUGAUUCAUGCAUGUAAGGAUGCCGCACAAUGUUCACUGCACAUAGCCUAUCUUGUCUUUAAACGUCGAGGGAACAAGUACGACAAACUCCAACUCUCGAUGUCCUCUAUCCAUGAGCGCACAAGAAUUGUACAGCCAAGCCGCAAGCUCCAGGGUCUCCCAAACAGAAGAU